Molecule: messenger RNA, 1777 nt
Organism: Nematolebias whitei (Rio pearlfish)
Lineage: Eukaryota; Metazoa; Chordata; Actinopteri; Cyprinodontiformes; Rivulidae
Gene: ing5a
Product: inhibitor of growth family, member 5a
Exons: 8
Coding region: 79-804 (241 amino acids)
Biological process (GO): positive regulation of apoptotic signaling pathway; positive regulation of DNA-templated transcription
Cellular component (GO): nucleus
Molecular function (GO): chromatin binding
Source: RefSeq, a predicted model, not a curated record
UCAAAAACAAACACACUCCGUCAAGCUAACAGUUUGUUAGCUGGAAGAGCAACGCAGAAGGUAUACAGAUAACACGAAAUGGCGACGGCAAUAUAUUUGGAGCAUUAUUUGGAUAGUAUUGAAAACCUACCAUGCGAGCUGCAGAGAAACUUUACUUUGAUGCGGGACCUGGACAAUAGAACUGAAGAAAAGAAAGCAGACAUCACCAAACUGGCUGAGGAGUACAUUGCGAACGUGAAGAACUUGGCCUCGGAGCAGAGAGUGGAACACCUGCAGAAGAUUCAGAACGCCUACAACAAGUGCAAAGAGUUCAGCGACGACAAAGUCCAGCUGGCAAUGCAGACGUACGAAAUGGUGGACAAACACAUCCGGAGGCUGGAUGCAGAUCUGGCUCGGUUUGAGAACGAGCUAAAGGAGAAGCUGGAAUUGAGCGGCUAUGAAAGCACAGAUGGAAGAGUGCUGAAAAAAAGCGAUUUGCGUGGGCAGAAAGAGAAACGUGGUUCCCAAAAACGAGGAAGGAAAGGUUCUGAUGAAGACUCUCCCAAAAAGAAGAAGAUGAAGAACAGUCCGGACUUGACUGAAGCUCUCCUGCCUGUGCAACCAUCGGACGUCUUAGACAUGCCCGUUGAUCCAAACGAGCCCACGUACUGCCUGUGUCAUCAGGUGUCAUACGGAGAGAUGAUCGGAUGUGAUAACCCUGAUUGUCCGAUCGAGUGGUUUCACUUCGCUUGUGUUGACCUCGCCACUAAACCAAAGGGAAAAUGGUUUUGUCCCAGAUGCACUCAAGAAAGGAAGAAAAAAUGAAUUUCAGACACGUCGGACUUGCCCAUGUGUUCCUGAUAUUGUUAAAUAAUGUAGUAGAUAUUUGUUAUUACAGAUAUUUAUCAAAAGGGUAUUUCAUACAGCUUUCUUACAAGGCCCAGUCUGAGUUUUGGUGUAAAACUCCACCUCUAACAUCAUUAUUAUUUCUGUAUUGGACUCUCUGUUUGUGCACAGCUGUCUCUGUCCAGUAGCUUUAAAACUAAUGUGUGUUCUGGGCCUGGUCAGAAAGUUCCUGCUCUGAAGUAAUAACCUGUAAAUAUGAAUAUACAAGUUGAAAGUCCCAGAUUGUGGCUUUAGCAUACUUGAAAUGUGAGUUUUAUAAAGAACUAUUUUGUUUUAAACAAAUUUAACAGCCUGCUGAGAAUUUGCUAUUUAAACACCUAAAUCCUUACUGAGAUGAUUAAAAAAAAAAAAGUGUCAGAUUUGUUUUUGUGACUACCUCUUUGGGGUUUGCAUUGGCACUGCUUACAUGACUGCAAUUGAUAGUGGGGUUUAAAAAGUGUUUUAGCUUAAACCAAACUAGCAUAUACAUGUAAACUUCUUUAUAUAUAAAAAAAUUAAACAGAAGCCUACGACAUUUUUGAAUGUAUUGUGGUUCUAAUGGUCAGUUCAUCCUGUCGGCAGAAUACAAUAUUUAAGCACUUUGAUUUAAAUUUAUUCCCGAAGAGGUUUGAUAUUGCAGGUUGAGUUUUAAGUUAUAGUUUCUCAUUUAAAACUUUGCCCUGGCACAUCUAGUGUUUUUCUCCUAGAGAAAAAAAACACACCGGUAUUUCGAACCAUAUAUAAACAUAACUAUAUAUAUAUAUAUAUAUUUUGUAUUUGACAGUAUUUUGUAGACAUCUUCCAAAGAGAGCUUUGUUGUAUGAAUUAAAUAUCAGCAUACAUAUUCUAAUUUAAUACAAAAUUUAGCCGCCUUUUUCGACUAUUGCUCAUUUAGACGUAAGCCACAACUAUA